Messenger RNA from Gadus macrocephalus (Pacific cod), 4553 nucleotides. RefSeq names its product acid-sensing ion channel 4-A-like. NCBI's taxonomy places the organism in Eukaryota, Metazoa, Chordata, Actinopteri, Gadiformes, Gadidae. Gene Ontology annotation, cellular component: membrane. Gene Ontology annotation, molecular function: ligand-gated sodium channel activity. Gene Ontology annotation, biological process: sodium ion transmembrane transport. The record is from RefSeq and is a predicted model, not a curated record.
AAGCAGUGAGUGGAGGGUCCAGAGAGCAGCAGCAGAGGCAGCUCGAGUGCUCCAGUCACUCUCUGAGCCGCGCAGGCAGCAGCAGCAGCACACGAGCGCUCCAGUCACUCUGUCUCAGCCGCGCGGGCAGCAGCAGCUCUAGCAGUCGCCGCCGCAGCAGUAGGAGCAGAGCCAGCGCUCGUAACAGUCACAGCAGAAACAGCCGCGGCCAAAAACUCUCUCUCCGUUCUCCGGACCUCAUUCAUUUUUUUUUUCCUUUCUUUCCUGGACUUGAUAAAGGAGAGCAAGUGAACCGCUGCUACCGAAACAACAACAACAACAACAACAACAACAGAGCAAAACAAGCAAAACAAACGCAGACCUGGCUGCCCCCAUGCCUAUCGAAUUUGUUUGCAAAAUCAAAUUUGCAGAGGAGGAUGAGAAGCAGAAAGCCAAGCAGGACGGGGACACGGAGAGCCUGAUCGAGGAGAGUUGCGCGCGGCCGGUCAAGGACUUGGCCGGCUUCGCCAACUCCUGCUCUCUCCAUGGGAUUAACCACAUCUUCGUCUCGGGCCGCCUGGGCAUCCGUCAGACCCUGUGGGCGCUGGCCUUCGUGGCCUCCCUGGCGCUGUUCCUCUACCAGGCGGCCAAGUGUGCCAUCUCCUACCUGGAGCAUCCGCACGUCACGGCGCUGAACGAGGAGGCCAGCCCCGAGAUGGUGUUCCCCGCCGUGACCAUCUGCAACAUCAACCGCUUCCGCUUCUCCGCGCUCACCGACGCCGACAUCUACCACCUGGCCAACCUGACGGGGCUGCCCCCCAAGAACAAGGACGGCCACCGGCCCACCGAUUUGGAGUAUCCUGCCCCGGACAUGCAGGACAUCUUUAACCGCACGGGCCACCAGCUCGAGGAGAUGCUGAUGAGCUGCAACUUCAGUGGGCAGAACUGCUCGGUGGAUGACUUCUCUGUGGUGUACACUAGAUACGGGAAGUGCUACACCUUCAACGGCAACAAGAACACGUCCCGGAAAACCAAACAGGGCGGCAUGGGCAACGGGCUGGAGGUUAUGCUGGAUAUCCAACAGGAUGAGUACCUGCCCAUCUGGAGAGAGACAAACGAGACAUCCCUGGAGGCCGGCAUCCGUGUCCAGAUCCACAGUCAGGACGAGCCUCCAUACAUCCACCAGCUGGGUUUCGGGGUCUCGCCGGGAUUCCAGACCUUUGUCUCCUGUCAGGAGCAGAGGCUGACCUACCUGCCCCAGCCCUGGGGGAACUGCCGCUCCACCAGCGAGCAGAUGAUCCCGGGAUACGACAAGUACAGCGUCAGCGCCUGCCGGCUGCACUGCGAGACCCGCGAGGUGGUGCGGGAGUGCAACUGCCGGAUGGUGCACAUGCCAGGAACUGCAGAUAUCUGCCCGCCCAGUAAAAUCAAGUGUGUUGACAAAGCAUGGCCCCUGCUCCAGAAGAGCACCGGGGACACGUGCCCCUGCGAGAUCCCCUGCAACCUGACCGCUACGGUAAAGAGCUGCAUGGUCAAGAUCCCCAGCAAGGGCUCUGCGCGCUACCUCUCCAGGAAGUACGACAAGACAGAGGAUUACAUCAGGGACAACUUCCUGGUGCUGGAUAUAUUCUUCGAGGCUCUGAACUACGAAACAAUCGAGCAGAAGAAGGCGUACGACGUGGCAGGUUUAUUAGGUGACAUCGGUGGCCAGAUGGGUUUAUUCAUUGGGGCCAGCAUCCUGACAAUCUUGGAAAUACUCGAUUACAUCUAUGAGGUGAUGAAGAGCAGACUGCAGCGUCUACUGAGGCCCCGGAAGGAGAAGAGCAAGAGCAAGCCCCAGACUACCACCGUGGCCACCGUGGGCCUGGAGGACAUGAAAGCGAAGGAACCCAAUGACAUCAUCAGGACUCUCCCGGAAGGGGCAUACGCCAACACGAUCCUCCCGAACCACCAUCACCUCCACCACCACCACCCGCGACAGCAUCAGCCACCCCCACCGCCUCAACAACAACAACAACAACAACAACAGCCGCAGCUGCAGCAGCCACAACAACAACAACAACAUCCACAGCGCCACAGCGGGCGCCACAGUGUGUAUGAGGACUUUGCCUGCUAGAGCGCCCUUUCUUUCUUUGGUUAGUUACGUUUUUUUGAUUUCUGUUUCUUUCUUUCCUGUUCCUGAUGACAACAUGGAGACGCGUGUUCUCUCUGUUUGCGAGACGACAGAGGAAGGUGUAGGAGGAGGUUAGAGGAAAGCCGCAGGGGGGCCCCAAACCAAAACAAACACAUUUGGGUGCCGGCCCCCUUACUCUGCUGUCACCAGGUAAAACAUAAAUACGAAAUAUCACCACACAAGAAGAAGCUACAGCCAAAGCCUAACACCAAACAUGCGCCACUAACUGACCACAUGUACUCUCCAGUACGUAGGCACAAAUCGGGACUCUGAAUAUUGGUAUAGUUUUGGUUCUCCUCGUCGUGGUCACCACGCGGUCUCAGCUCCGGGGAGCGAGUGGGAUUUGAUCGGGGUUUCUUAUUUGUUCUUUCUUUUCUUUUUUUUCUGCAUUUCACCACAUGGGAGCGGGAAAGGCAUCCAUGGCGUCUUACUCACGUUUACAAGUAAUGGCAAACGAGAGAAAAUGGAUAUUUGAUUCAUUAAUUCAUUGAUGCAUGGGACGCCGUGCUGUUUGUGUCAGCGUCUCGGUCUCUCUCUCUCUCUCUCUCUCUGUCUGUAGCUCUCUAUGUCCCUGUCUCUGUCUACCUCUCUAGCUCUGUCUCUCUCUCUCUCUCUCUCUAGCUCUCUCUGUCCCUCUCUGCCUCUCUCUCUAGCUCUCUCUGUCCCUGUCUCUCUCUCUCUCUCUCUCUCUCCUCUCUCUCUCUCUCUGUCCCUGUCUCUCUCUCUCUCUCUCUCUCUCUCUCUCUCUCUCUCUCUCUCUCUCUCUCUCUCUCUCUCUCUCUCUCUCUCUCUCUACUCCAAACUCUUGUUUUAUUUUUCAUCGCUGCUGGAAAUUCCACUUUACCAUAAACCACAACACCGCUGUAAUUAAUGUAAUUAUUUACGGAGCUAUUCUGAUUAGUCAUCUAUAUUGUAUACAAGAUGAAAGUAUAUCAAGAGAGAAACCUUAAUACAUCAGUUUGUGUGAAUGUGUGUGUGCCUGCGUGCGUGCGUGCGUGUGUGUGUGUGUGUGUGUGUGUGUGUGUGUGUGUGUGUGUGUGUGUGUGUGUGUGUGUGUGUGUGUGUGUGUGUGUGUGUGUGUGUGUGUGUGCGUGUGUUUGCGUGCGUUUGAGGGCGGGGGUUAAGAAUUAUUUAAGCUUAAUCGUGUUACCUUGUCUUUACAAAUUCUAGCAUCAUCCAUCCACACAAUACACUUCUUAGGGUUUGUGGUAAGGUGUUUAGAGAGUAGCAUAAUAACUGUAAAUAUAAUGCAACUUUGAAACUAAAGAGGAGGUCUAUAGAUAUGUUGCAGUGGCUGUCGUUUAUGUUUGAAUCUUCUGUAAUAGUCACCUCAGUAACUUAUUUUACCUUUUGAAUAGAUAUUUAUGACAACAAUCAUGAUUGUAGCAACUACUGUAUACUUGCUUUUGAACGCUACCAAUCAACUGUCAGUAUAGCCGAUGUAUAUCAAUUGAGGCAAUUUAUAAUUCAAGCAAAGAAAAUGUUAUCUGCAAUAUUAUUUAACAUAUGCUCUUAUUAAUACUUUAUUAAGUAGAGUUCCAAUUCUGACGGGUGCUUUUGUUGACCUAAGACACGCCAUCGUGUGAACGUAAACACAUAAACCCACGCGUAAGCAAUAGCUGAAUGAUUUAUAUUGGUGUGUCUCCUUUUUUCAAACGUUCUCAACGUGAAUUCGGCAACGAUCGUGCAGUGACGAAGGUGAGCGUGCGUCAGUUCGGCCGUGCGGUGUGGUGACGUGCGCGCCCUCGAGGGCCCGAACAACACCAGACCGAGCCCGUCAGGCUCUAGUCUACAGCUGCCAGGAGAAGCGGGAAGGGGAAGGGGAAGAAUGCAUUUUUAUCUAAACUUGUUAUUUUCCUGUCCUGCCAACUUCUUUCCUCGUGUGUUCCGUUUUGUCUCGUGUUUAUCUUUAAACGGUUAUUACAACAAUUGGGACGGUUGUCAGAGAGAGGCUGCUCUUUAAAAGGUGGAAAAACGUUGCAUGGGCGAUGUUGUUUUGCAUCCAUUUGUUUCCUCAAAGAGAUUCCGCGGCGAUUGCUCUGUCACAUCGCGCCUCUCCGUCAAAUAAUCACGGACUAUACGUGUCUGUUUAAUAUUCAUAAUCAUGUGUCACUCUGACAUUUCCAAAAGGUUCCCAGUCACGGUCUCGGGUGGCAUGGUGUACAGACUAUGCAUAACAAUGUUCUCUUCUGUCAUCAAUAAUUGUAGCCAUCUUCUGACAAGUCACAUGGGAAGGGGGGUGGGUAUCAUCAAUGUAAAAGCUUUAGUUUGUAUGUCCAUCAUGUGACUGAAAUUGUCCUCAGACCUCUCGAGCGCCGAUCCCUCAGACCUGCAGAAGUUCCUCUAGUCUGCAUCGUAACGCGAUUACGCACCAGAUCCAAGACUCCAGGCAUUGGAUUUG